Molecule: messenger RNA, 2857 nt
Organism: Hirundo rustica (Barn swallow)
Lineage: Eukaryota; Metazoa; Chordata; Aves; Passeriformes; Hirundinidae
Gene: SH2D5
Product: SH2 domain containing 5
Exons: 10
Coding region: 1640-2740 (366 amino acids)
Cellular component (GO): postsynaptic density
Source: RefSeq, a predicted model, not a curated record
CUCCAAAGGGAAUGUAGAAAUUGGGGUGAGAAGGGUCUGAGCAUCAGGGCAGGGGGUGGCGAGCGAGCAGCCACGUGUGUACGUGUCAGGGUUAGAAAUCGCUGCUCCGCUGGGCACGCCGGAGGGGACGGGAAAAGACGCAGAGAAAAUCAGUUGCCGCCGCGUUUUCCAAAAUCCCGAACGAGCGUUCCUGCUGGCGGUCGCUUCCAAGAAACGGAGAGAACCGAGGAGGAAAAUUGCGGUGAUUCAUCGCGGGCAGAUCGGAGGCAGGAAACGGGAGUUCGCCGCCUGCCCCGUGCCCGGCGUGAGCUCGGUGGGCUCGGGCUGGCCGGGGCCUGGCUGGCGGCGAGGGCCUGACACCCACGGCUCGAGCGUCCCCGCGCCGCGGCCGGAGCUGCCCGAGGAGCCGCCGGCGAAGGAAAAGCGACCGGCGGAGGCCGAGAGCCGGAGCAGCGGCAAUUUUUCACCUGCGUUUCUCCGGAGCCAUCCGAGCGAGAGCUGCCCGCGGCUGCGGGGCCUCUGUGACACGAGUUCUGCCGGUCUCAGCCCGGCCGAGGGCUGUGGAGCACAAACCCUCUUUGGCUGGCUGCAGAAGGGUCCGCCGCACUCCCCCGUGGCUGUUCUGGACCAAAAAAGCACCCUCAAAUCUGCUGCCCUCAUCGCUGGUGUUUUGGGAUCACCCCUGGAGAGCGCCGGGGGUCUCGGUGCUGCUGCGUGACCCGCGGGAAGUGGGAUGGAGGAUGGGAGAGGGAGGAUGUGGGGGGACCCCAAAACCUUGCUGGAGUUCGGGAUGUGGGACUGCAUGUGCCUCCCUUGGGGUCCAGAGUGGAUGUCCGGCGUGCAGGGAUUGCUUGGGCUUCAUCUGGGGAUGGAAUGUGGGCACUGCAUCCAUCACGUUUGGGGUGGGGGUCUGGGGACCCUCACAUCACCCUUGGGAUCAAGACGUGAGGGACUUCCUGCAUGCUGCUUGCAGUGGGGACAUGGAGCCCUCGGCUGGAGCUCAGGGACAGCAGAUGGGGACCCUCACAUCACCCGUGCAGUCACGGUGCUGGAACCAUUGUGUUGGGACCAUUUUAUUGGGGCAGGGACCUGGGGGACAUCUGCACCGGGACCUGGGGACAUCUGCAUUGGCGUCAGGGCUUGGGGAGCUCUGUGCAGGGACUGCAGCACCUCCUCAGGGCUCAGCGGGCUGGAAACAGGGGACAGUGGGGACAAGUUGUGUCUGUCCCUUCCCUUCUCACAGGGACAGUGACCGGGGCCGGACCCUGGCUCCCCGUGCUUGCACCAGCACCAGCACCCUGGAGGGCUCCGGAUAACUCAGAUGUGGCAUUGGAGUUGUUUAACCCCAUCGUGAUCGAGCCUCCGCUCCCAAACGCCGCUGCCAUGAAGAAGAAGCCGGGCAAUGGGCGGGGGCCAGACCCUGCGGCCCCCCAGCAGCGAGCCCGGUCUGUCACCAAGGCAGCAGAGUACGUGGGAUCCUUCAUGGUGGAGGAACUGGACCUGCAGCAGCGAGUGGGGCAGUUGGAGGAGCAGCUGAGGGCGCUGAAGGACUGUCCCAGGAGGAGGUCGGUGGUGCUGAGGUUCAGCUUGCAGGGGCUGAAGGUCCUCGGUGCUGAUGGCGAGACGCUGCUGAUGGCACAUGCACUGCGUCGGAUCCUGUACAGCACCUGGAGCCUCCCUGACCGCCAGUUUGCCUUCGUGGCCCGCAACCCCCAGAGCCCCCCCAGUAUCCUCUUCUGCCACCUCUUCGUGGGGCUCCCAGGAGAGUGUCUUUUGCCUCCCCCAGGUCCAGACCCUGCACCUCCUGCUCUGCCGCUCCUUCCAGCUCUGCUACCUCCUGGCACACCCCGAGGAGCAGGCGGGCGAGGGAGAGCUCCCGGGGCCUGGGGUGCUGCUGGAGCCCCUCAACCCCGAGGAGGUGUCACGAAAUGUCAAUGCCCUCGUGUCCUUCCGGCGCCUGCCUGCGGCCGGUGGCCCCGGCCCGCUGGGCACCGGGCUUUUUUGGUGCCGCAUCCUUUCGACAGCAUUUUUCUGCAUGGUGUUUCGCCUGCCAUUCCCCACGGCCAGAGCCCCCAGGCCGCUCUCGCAGCCCGUCCAUCCCCAGGACCGGCGGCUGGAGGCGGAGGGCAGAGCCUGGCGCCCGGGGAAUCCCUACUGCUCGCCGGUGCUGGUGCGCAAGAAAGCCAUUCGGAGCAAAGUGCUGCGCUCGGGAGCCUACCGGGACUGCGGGGGCGACGGACAGCUCCACCAGCAGCCCCGCGACGCCGCAGCAGCGGGAGGGGAAAGCAAAGGGGCAAGGAGCUUGGUCUUCCUGCCCGAAAACGAGAGCGUCCUCGCCGAGAGCGUGUGGGCCUUCGCCGGCAUCGCCAGGGCUGCCGGGGUGGCUCUGCUGCAGCGGGACGUGCCCGGCGCCUUCCUGCUGCGCCCCGAGCCCGGGCUGCCCAAGCGCUGGUGCCUGUGGGUGCGGGUGCCCUGCGGGGUCGUGUGCUACGGCCUGGCCAGGACGCACCAGGGCCGGUUCUGCGUGGAGCACUCCAACGCCGAGUUCGCCAGCGUGGCCGCCCUCCUCGCCCACUACUCCGGGCCACCGGGUGGCUGCUUCUGCCGCCUGGCCCCUGGCCGCCGCAACCCCGGCUACGAGGAGCGGGACCCCGGCGGCGGGGCCAGCACCGGUGCCGGGGCGAGAGAGGCCGCCUGGGCCCCCGCCGCCCCCAUCGGGGUGCAGCACGAGCGGGGCUAAGCCCGGGUCCCUCCCCGUGCACGGCUGUCCCUCGACACCCCCAGCUUUAACUCGCUGCCGCCUGCCUUAUCCCCCUGCCCGGGCUGUCCUGCCCGCCCGCAAUAAAGGCUCUCGUGC